GCGCAAGGAGCUGCGGGAGCCCACGGAGUGGACGGGCUUCGGAGGGAGGAUCUCGGCGGCCGGGAGCCCCCUCGCCUCAACCCCACUCCCCGCGGCCCUAACCAUGGCGGACGAGGAGCUGGAGACGCUGCGGAAGCAGAGGCUGGCCGAGCUGCAGGCGAAGCACGGGGAUCCUGGUGAUGCAGCACAACAGGAAGCAAAACAAAGGGAAGCAGAAAUGAGGAACAGUAUUUUAGCCCAAGUUCUGGAUCAGUCUGCCCGGGCCAGGCUAAGUAACUUGGCACUUGUGAAGCCGGAAAAAACAAAAGCUGUGGAGAAUUACCUCAUCCGGAUGGCACGUUAUGGACAGCUGGGUGGGAAGGUUUCAGAACAAGGCUUAAUAGAAAUUCUUGAAAAAGUAAGCCAACAAACAGAAAAGAAAACAACAGUAAAAUUCAACAGAAGGAAAGUAAUGGAUUCGGAUGACGACGACGAUUACUGAACUCUCGGCUUAGUGGCACAGUUCUAGGAUGGAGGUUAAAGCUAUUCAUUGUUUACUUUGUUUAUUGUCUAUAUGCCUUUAAGAAAUUAAAUUUGUUUAUGCAAACAAAA
Molecule: messenger RNA, 591 nt
Organism: Perognathus longimembris pacificus (Pacific pocket mouse)
Lineage: Eukaryota; Metazoa; Chordata; Mammalia; Rodentia; Heteromyidae
Gene: Pdcd5
Product: programmed cell death 5
Exons: 6
Coding region: 104-481 (125 amino acids)
Cellular component (GO): nucleus; cytosol
Molecular function (GO): DNA binding
Source: RefSeq, a predicted model, not a curated record